Encephalitozoon cuniculi GB-M1 is the source of this 591-nucleotide messenger RNA. RefSeq lists its product as uncharacterized. The transcript has a single exon. Gene Ontology annotation, molecular function: rRNA binding. Lineage: Eukaryota; Fungi; Microsporidia; Unikaryonidae. Gene Ontology annotation, cellular component: nucleolus. The record is from RefSeq and is marked provisional. Gene Ontology annotation, biological process: rRNA processing; ribosomal large subunit assembly. The coding region runs from base 1 to 591 and encodes 196 amino acids.
AUGACUAGUGUGAUUCUAAGCACAAGAGGAGCAUCGGUAAAGAUACGGCAUCUGAUGAAGGACAUUUCCAGGCUGGUGAAGGUUGAAGAGGAGCAGAAGUGGGACAUGGGGAAGAACUACGGAGAGCUUCGAAGCCUCAUGACGAUAAACGAGUGUGACUCCAUGCUUUUUUUCCGGUCCACAAAGAGAUCGGAUGAUCUAUGGAUGGGCAUACUUGACGGAGUAUCUGUCCUAUUCAGGAUGCACAAUAUGUCUACGAUGAGGGACUGUAACUUCCCCGUGAAUUCCUUUAAGGAUUGUGGGUAUGUUCUAAUGUUCAGCAAGGAGUUUGAGGACAUAGAGCACCUGAAGUAUGCCAAAGAUGUCAUAGAGCACAUUUUUCGGUCGAACGAAACAAAGGAUAAGGCCCUGUGUUUUUUCUAUCUUGACGGAGUUAUAUGGGUUCGAUGCUAUAAAAUAGGGAAAAAGUUAGAGGAGAUCGGGCCCAGGCUUGUUCUUGAGGUGCUCAAGGUGCUUGAGAAGUGCUUUGAAGGGAAGGCAUUAUACAAGGCAGAGAAGGAGAAUCUCUUUGCUAGAAAGGAUUCUAAUUAA